Messenger RNA from Gossypium raimondii (Peruvian cotton), 772 nucleotides. RefSeq lists its product as uncharacterized. The record is from RefSeq and is a predicted model, not a curated record. The transcript has 2 exons. Lineage: Eukaryota; Viridiplantae; Streptophyta; Magnoliopsida; Malvales; Malvaceae. Bases 152 to 442 code for a protein of 96 amino acids.
UAUGUAUUAGAAAAAUGAGUGAAGUAUAAUUUAAUUUCUAUGUUCCAUAAAUAUCAUUUCUGAAAAUGGUCUCCCUUGAAUCAAUUUCACUUCUUCUUCCCUUGUGUGGCUAAGCAAAUUAUUGUUUAUUUGGUGUUUCUAAAAUCUGAAAAUGGAGAAAAACCAAGCUUACAAAGCUAUGCAAAGACCAAAGCAUGGCUCUUCUGCUGGAUCUGAAGACAUGGAAGAUGCCAUGCCUCAGGUUACGCAGCGGUCAAAAGUGAAGUCUUGGGACUGUAGCUCAAGUUCCUCCUCCUCCUCUUCUGACUCUGAUUCAUCAUCGUCCUCAGAAUCUUCGAAUAGCGAUGAUGAAGAGAGAAGAUCAAGAAUAUUGAAGUCAAAAUCUAGAAGAAAUGAGAAAAAGAAGAGCAAAUCAACAAAAAAUAAGAGCUCAACAAGCUGAUGAGGUCCUGUCUGAAGACUUAAUGGUAUGUAUGUAUGUAUGUAUGUAUGUAUGUAUGUAUGUAUGUAUGUGUAUUGAGUAUUCGUAAGUCCAAGUUUAUAUUGUCUUAUGGUUGACGUUUGUCGUUAAAUGUUUAAAUAUUGAGAAGUAUAGGAUUGGAUAUUAUCCCUUUGUUAUUAAUAAAAGGUAAUUGUAUAAUUAAGAGGUGUCUCAAUUAUAGGAUUUGAUGAAAUUAGUCUCUCGAUUAUUAAAUGAAUCAAUUUAGUCCCUGAAUUAUUAAAAAAUCAAAUAAUGUUAAAUUAGAAUAGAGUUAAUAUUUAUUGUUUAACA